UUCCCACUGACAUCAGCUACCCCAUCCCUUUACAAAUAAAAAAUUAUGCAGUCCAUCAGAUAGUAUUGAAAGAUUUACCAAUUAUUCAAUAUUUCACUGGACAGCUAGGUAAAUGGGUAUACUUGGAAAGUUGUUUGGAAAGUACCUGUUAGUGACAAAUACUGUGAGUUGCGGCUUAAUGAUGGGAUUUGGUGAUCUUUUCCAGCAGGGACAUGAGCAUUGGAAACAAUGCAGCAGAAACGAGAGUGUUUCCUUGCAGAGCGGAAAAUUGUUGAAGCUCGAUUCAGAAACUAAAAUAGAUAAUGAAAUAAACUCAAUAACUCUACCUAAUAUUGACGAUAAUGAUAAAAAAUAUGUCCACGAUUAUAUACGAACAAAAAAUAUGAUUAUAGUUGGCAGUAUACAGGGUCCAUUUCAUCACUACUUUUAUGCAAUAUUAGAACGAACGAUUCCCAAAAAAGAUGCAGUUUCCUUAGUCAAGAAAAUACUUGCAGACCAAUUCAUCGCCAGUCCUGCAUGUCUCGCAAUUUUUUUCUGUGGUCUUGGAGCUCUGGAACAUAAUGAAAUAGGAAGUAUCCAAAAUGAAGUUGCGCUAAAGUUUUUGGAUACCUGGAAGAUCGACUGGUGCUUCUGGCCUCCUGUACAGUUUAUUAAUUUCCUACUGGUUCCUAUACAGUAUCGUGUGAUCUAUACAAAUCUAAUGACUAUGAUCUACGAUACAUUUUUAUCGUACAUGAGAUACGAUGCAGAAUAUGACUAAUUAUUGAACAAAUCAUCAGCAAGUGGGCUUGUAAAUAAAAUAAAUGACAAGGUGUAUAUAUAUACAUAUAUACGCAGAAAUUAUAACUUGUCUGAUAGAAUGAGUGUUUUUAGCUCAAAAUCCAUGUAAAUAUAGUUGAUAAGUGGAUAUGUUGUUAUUUGAAAAUAAAUAAGAAUAAUUUUUGGAA
Neodiprion virginianus is the source of this 947-nucleotide messenger RNA. Its product is annotated as mpv17-like protein 2. Gene Ontology annotation, cellular component: membrane; cytoplasm. The record is from RefSeq and is a predicted model, not a curated record. Lineage: Eukaryota; Metazoa; Arthropoda; Insecta; Hymenoptera; Diprionidae. The transcript is spliced from 4 exons. Bases 113 to 760 code for a protein of 215 amino acids. Gene Ontology annotation, biological process: mitochondrial ribosome assembly.